AUGUGGUUGCGUCCUGUCUUCCUGCUCAUCCUCCUGGUCCUCAUUAUCUGGCACUUUGUCCGACUCAUGCCCGGCGAGGACGGCGUGGAGACAGUAGUCAAGCUGGCCUUCACGUGGUGCCGGCCUUGCAAGGCUUUCUGGCCGCGGUUUCAGAAGUACGCCAAGAUCUACAGCAACACCCGUUUCGUCAAGAUUGUGGGCAACGAGAAUGAUUCUUGCAAGCACUACGCGAGGGACGUAUUGAAGGCGAAGAUCUCCCCGAUGUUCGCCGUUUACAGACAAGGCGAGUUGGUUGCCACGUGGAACGGGGCGAACAAUGGGCGGUUCAUCGAGAAAAUCGAGGAACACCUCGCCAGCGCCAGGGAGCUGGCGUCCAGUCGCGAGGACGCUGUGGCGUCGGACGAGUCCAUCGCGCCCGCUCCGCCCGCCGCCUGA
Prorocentrum cordatum is the source of this 435-nucleotide messenger RNA. NCBI's taxonomy places the organism in Eukaryota, Dinophyceae, Prorocentrales, Prorocentraceae. The record is from the annotation of a GenBank genome assembly.